AUGGUUUUGUUCGUAUACAUUAUCGUUAAUGUGAUAUGCCUGACCGUUGCACAGGUUCAUCGAAUAUUAUCAGCUCAUAUAACGAUUAUUCCUAAUUCUUUGUAUGAAGCUGCUUUUGAACGACAUUUUAUAGAUGAGUUAGAUGCUCAAACCGUUCAACAAUGUGCUCAUCAAUGUUUACAAAAUGAUUUUUGUCGAACAGCAAUAUUCUACCAUCAGUUAAGAACAUGUUCAAUGUAUGAAGAAUAUUCAUAUGUUGGAACAACAAAAUCAACACUCAACUCUGUUGCAUCUGUUAUUCAACUUCAGUUGUGUCCAGUUGGUUUUAAUGAACCUGAAUAUAGUUGUUUUAAUGAUGAUCGUUCACCAGUACUCUUUAGUGAAAUGAUACACAAUAUGACUGUAAAACAAAUAUUGCAUAUUUCUUCGUAUUUUCCGUUUAUGAGUACAACCCAGUUAUAUUUACCGAUUCAGAAUGACGAUACAAUUCAAGUAUAUGAUUUAAAUACAUUUUUAUUAACAGAUACACUCAUUCCUAUUCCGUCCAUUUCAUUGUACGGUUUUGAUAUGGAUUCAAGUAAUAAUUUUGUUAUAACGGAUAAAUAUGGUACAGUGUAUUUUGUAAAUAGUAGCUCGUACCUUGUCACACCACUGUCGAUGAACAAUAAUCAGUAUCAAUAUGCAUGUAUUUCCGAUGAUUAUAUUGUUGCUCUUUAUUCAAAAGGGAAUGGAGCUGAUGUAUAUUAUGCAAGUAGUCUUCAAUUUGUUUUCUCCAUCACAACUAAUUAUCAAGUGGCGAAUUGUAUCAUAGUUUAUAAUCGAAUUUUUCAUUCACAAUUCGAUGAGAAUAAUUAUGUUAUUGAUAUCAGUAGCACGGCAUCAGCUUUUCAAGUGUUUAAUUAUACUGCGUGUACUGGUUCUAAUUGGAUUGAUUUAGAUCAUUUUUAUAUUGAUGCAUCGGGAAGAUUUUACGUUCCUUGUGUACUUUCAUCUUAUCUAAUGACAUAUCAAGUAUUUGAUCAAAAUAGUCAGAAUCAUCUGUCACCAUUUGAUAUUGCCCAAUAUCCAUCUAUUCAUGGAAUUGCAGUCAAAUGUUCAAAAUAUAAAUGUAACAUGGCUAUUUACAAUGGAAGUUUAUUAAUAGGCUAUGAAUAUUAA
Messenger RNA from Didymodactylos carnosus, 1158 nucleotides. The record is from the annotation of a GenBank genome assembly. Lineage: Eukaryota; Metazoa; Rotifera; Eurotatoria; Philodinida; Philodinidae.